CCCCCUCACACUUUUUUUCAGGAGGAAAAAACUCUGCUCAAAAGUUGACAACAGAAAGGAAAACGUAGCGCUGAAGUGGCAGCUCUCACACUAGCUCUCGCUAUGGAUUGUAUGUAUUUGCUGAUGUACUUUUCUCUUAGUCAAAUAUUUUUGGAACAUAUUUUCGCUGCAGAAACACAUGAAAAUCUCUCUGGGAAGUUAAGUGAAUAUGGUCUUAUCGUGCCAUUCAGCACAGACUCCAACGGCCGGUACAUUUCUCACGUGGUCUCCUCUGGAAGUGGAAGUAAAAGUGCUGCUGGCCCAGAGGCCGCCUCGACCCUUGGCAGCAGAAAGCGGGUGGCCCGCAGUGCCCCCGAGAUGCCCUCGGUCACCCCUCCUUCAUCCCAGCAUUUGUUUUUCAACGUCACCGUGUUCGGUAAAGAACUUCACCUCCGCCUGAGAGCCAAUAGGAGGCUGGUGGCCCCCGGCGCCUUCGCUGAAUGGCAAGAGGACUUUAAAGAGGGGACCAAGGAGCACAUUCAAGGGGACUGUGUUUUCACUGGGGAUGUGAGUGACAUGCCAGAGGCCUCUGUGGCCAUCAGCAAUUGCGAUGGGCUGGCAGGCCUGAUUCGGACCGAUAGCGGGGAGUUUUUUAUUGAACCCCUUGAAAAGGGCCAACAGGAUGUGGAAGUGAAGGGGAGGGUGCACGUGGUUUACCGCCGAUCGGCCAUCAAGCGGGAGCCAGGCCAGCGGAGGGACGAUUUCCACAAUGAAGUGGCAGACGUCGGAAUCGCAGACCUCCCUGCAGCUCUGGAUCUUGUCAAACAUAAGCUGUCUGAGUCAGAGCGCAAGCGGAGACAUGCAAAGAAAGAUGACUACAACAUCGAGGUGCUGCUGGCUGUGGAUGAUUCUGUGGUGCGCUUCCAUGGCAAGGAGCAUGUGCAGAACUAUGUUCUCACCCUAAUGAACAUAGUUGAUGAAAUCUAUCACGAUGAAUCUUUGGGGACUAAUAUCAACAUCGUCCUCGUCCGCAUGAUAAUGGUCGGGUACCGGCAGUCUAUAAGCCUGAUCGAGCGUGGUAACCCAUCCCGCAGCCUGGAGCAGGUGUGCCGGUGGGCCAACACGCAGCAACGGCGCGACCCCGACCACGCAGAGUACCACGACCAUGCCAUCUUUCUCACAAGGCAAGAUUUUGGUCCCGCAGGUAUGCAAGGUUAUGCUCCGGUGACGGGGAUGUGCCACCCACUGAGGAGCUGCACCCUGAACCACGAGGAUGGCUUUUCCUCUGCUUUUGUGGUGGCUCACGAAACCGGCCAUGUGCUGGGCAUGGAGCAUGACGGUCAGGGGAACCGCUGUGCAGACGAGACCAGUAUGGGCAGCAUUAUGGCACCGCUUGUCCAGGCAGCUUUCCACCGUUACCACUGGUCCCGCUGCAGCAAGCAGGAGCUCAACAGAUACAUCCAGUACAGUCCUCUUCCCACUCCACUAUGUUUCAAUAUCUCUAGCACCCAUCGGGCUCUAAUCUCUUACGACUGUCUGCUGGAUGAUCCCUUUGAGCACAAGUGGCCCAAGCUCCCGGAGCUCCCUGGAAUAAAUUAUUCAAUGGACGAGCAGUGCCGCUUUGACUUUGGCGUUGGUUACAAAAUGUGUACAGCUUUUCGAACCUAUGAUCCAUGCAAGCAACUGUGGUGCAGUCACCCUGACAAUCAAUAUUUCUGUAAAACCAAAAAGGGACCUCCUGUGGAUGGGACUGAGUGUGCGCCAGGAAAGUGGUGUUUCAAGGGCCAUUGUAUCUGGAGGUCCAGUCAAGAGCCCGAGGGCCACGAUGGGAACUGGGGUUCCUGGUCAAAGUUCGGCUCGUGCUCGAGAACAUGUGGAGGUGGAAUCCGCUCCCGCAGCAGACAGUGCACUAACCCUCCACCUGCUUAUGGUGGACGAGACUGCCCUGGCUCUGCUUUUGACUACCAGAUGUGCAACACAGAGGAGUGUGCUGGCCCUUAUGAGGACUUCCGUGCUCAGCAGUGCAUCCAGAGGAGCAACAAAUACCACAAUAACAUCAAGCACACCUGGCUCCCGUAUGAGCAUCCAGACGAUGCCCGUAAGUGUGAGCUGAGCUGUAGGUCAAAGGAAACUGGAGAGGUGGUGUUCAUGAACCAGGUGAUGCAUGAUGGGACGCGAUGUAGCUACUCAGAUCCCUUCAGUGUGUGUGCUCGAGGGGAGUGCCUGCACGUAGGCUGUGACAAGGAGGUGGGCUCUUACAAAGAAGAGGACAAAUGUGGAGUGUGUGAAGGGGACAACUCCCACUGCCGCACUGUAAAGCUGACACUUACCAAGACCCCCAAAAAGAAUGGUAAUCAUCACGUCCAAAGGAGAAUGUUUAAAAUGUUUGACAUCCCUAUUGGAGCUCGUCACAUUGUCAUUGAGGAGAAUGACACCUCACCUCAUAUAAUAGCUGUGAAAAAUCAAGUCACAGGGAACUUCAUAUUAAAUGCAAAAAGUGAAGAGGCUGAAUCAAAGACCUUCAUUGAGAAUGGUUUACAGUGGGAAUAUUCCAUUGACAGUGAGAGGGAGACGCUGAAAAUUAAUGGCCCUUUGCAUGAAGGAAUUGUGGUUCUGGUCAUUCCACAGGAGGAGGACAUAAAAAUUAGCUUGACAUAUAAGUAUAUAAUACAUGAGGACCUGCUACCACUCAUUACCAACAAUAAUGUGCUUCUUGCUGAACUGGACACAUAUGAGUGGGCACUGAAGAGCUGGUCUCAGUGCUCCAAACCCUGUGGGGGAGGUAUACAGUACACAAAAUAUGGAUGCAGGAGGAAGAGUGACAGUCGUUUAGUGCAUCGCAACUUUUGUGAAACCAGCAAAAAGCCCAAACCCAUCCGCAAACGCUGUAACAUGCAGGAGUGCAGUCAGCCAGCGUGGAUAGUGGAAGACUGGAGUCCCUGCAGUAAGACCUGUGGGAAGCUGGGCUACCAAACUAGGGUGGUGCAGUGCAUGCAGGCGCUCCACAACGGCACCAACAGGGCUGUCCACAGCAAACACUGCACGGACAGCCGCCCGGAGAUGAGGAGGGUCUGUAACUACACUGCAUGCCCCGCCCAGUGGAGGACAGGGGCGUGGUCUCAGUGCUCGGUUACCUGUGGUGAAGGGAUUCAGCAAAGACAGGUGGUCUGCAAGGCAAGCGACAACACCGUUGGAGAGUGUGUGGGCGAGAAGCCAGAAACGGUCCUUAUAUGCAAAUUAGGUCCAUGCCCAGAAUUGCCAUUGUCUUCUGAAACAAUGGAAAAUUCUACAAUGAAAGAUGAAGCGGUGUAUCAACAGGUUCCUGGAAAUCCAGUCCAGAAAAUCUCUUCAAAUGAGCCAUGUCUGGGAGAUAAAUCUAUUUUCUGUCAAAUGGAGGUUCUUGCUCGAUAUUGUUCCAUUCCUGGUUAUUAUAAGCUUUGUUGCGAGUCUUGCAACAAGAACGAGGACUUUGCUACACAUGAUUCUGAAUUCUACAACACUGAACCUAAGAACCUCGCUCUCACCGAUCAUGCCGCGGACAAGACUCCACUUCUAGUCCCGACGACCCAGAGUCCACCACAAACCACUAAAGCCUUCGUUCGAAUGCUGCUCUCCACUGCCGCCAUGCCAACCAAGCCUGCUGCUGUUCAAGCUUCACCACCAACCGAUGCUGUUCUGCUCCAGCAUCCCACCUACGACUCCUUCCGCUCCGCAGGAAGUAGGUAUUCAAAUGUAGAGCCUCGUCUACCUCCAGGGCCGCCGCGGCCUACCGCAGACUCCAGAGGAGGAGGUGCCUUUAAAGAGCACAGUCCAAAAAGCACUUUAGACCCAGCUGCUGCUGCCAGGUCAAGAAGGGACAUUGUAGGAUCAGAGAGGGACUCAACUCACAGAACCCUGUAGGCUCAGAAAUGAACAGUGAGCAAUUUGUGAAAAAUGUGCAGUGAGACUGUCUCAUACAUCACCUCUCUCUUGCAUUG
Menidia menidia (Atlantic silverside) is the source of this 3956-nucleotide messenger RNA. The record is from the annotation of a GenBank genome assembly. Lineage: Eukaryota; Metazoa; Chordata; Actinopteri; Atheriniformes; Atherinopsidae.